This is a messenger RNA of Misgurnus anguillicaudatus (oriental weatherfish), 2926 nucleotides long. The record is from RefSeq and is a predicted model, not a curated record. NCBI's taxonomy places the organism in Eukaryota, Metazoa, Chordata, Actinopteri, Cypriniformes, Cobitidae.
GAGAGAGAGAGAGCAUGAGAAGAAGGGAGACAGACGGAGAUGUAUAUUCACAGUCCCACAUCCAGUGGCAGAGAGCUUGGUCGUGCCAGAACAGCGCAGGACAGUCCUGGUCCAAACUCUGUUUCACGGGGACUCGGAGCCCUGACUGUGGGCCGGGCAGCAUGUCAGAUUCUGAAGCCAAAGUGAACUCCAAAAAAGCUGGAAUUCGGGCUGCUGUCAUUCUCAUUGGACUACUGCACAAGUCCAGACGGCAGAGGGAGAAAGAGAGAGAAAGAGAGCGGAAACAAGAGUUGCUGACCAUCUCCAAUGUGCCUUUGGGAGAAUGUCCACCCUCACCUCCCCGCACUGCACCACCCACCAUGAAGUCUGCGGAGUUCUUCGACAUGUUGGAAAGGAUGCAGACUCCCAAAACUGAGGAAACUAAGAAAUACAAGGACGACUACAUUCCUUAUCCCCGGAUAGAGGAUGUCCUGGAAAAGGGUGGCCCCUACCCGCAGGUCAUUUUACCUCAGUUUGGUGGUUACUGGAUUGAGGAUCCCGAAGCCCCUGUUGGGACACCCACCUCUUCAGACAGCAGUUUCUGUGAGGAGGAUGAUGACGGUUUGAGUCCUAGUGGUAGCGGAGGCUUUCGUUACAAGCUGGAGUGUAACAGCACUUCAAGGGCCUACCGAAAGCACUUUCUGGGCAUGGAGCACAUGAACUAUUACUGUACAGCCAGUAGUAUGGGACACCUGAUCAUGUCUUUGAAGUACGAGGAGACAGAUGGACAGGAGUCAUUGCGCAUCAUGCUCAGGUCAAAAACAAAGACUCUUCAUGAGCGGAUACCACUUGAAGGUCUCAUCCAGCUACCAAGCGUACCACAGAUAGCCAAGUUGCUCUGUGAUGACGUCACAGGUCUGAAGUUCAACCCCGUCCUCUACCCCAGGGCUUCGCAGCUGAUCGUCGGUUUUGAUGAGCACGAAGUGAACAACACUUUCAAGUUUGGAGUCAUCUAUCAGAAGUUUGGUCAGACAUCAGAGGAAGAGCUAUUCGGGAACAAUGAGGAGACGCCAGCGUUUGCCGAAUUCCUCAAUGUUUUAGGAGACAAUAUUGAGUUGCAGGAUUUUAAAGGGUUCAGGGGCGGUCUGGAUGUGUCUCAUGGACAGACAGGAUCCGAAUCCAUCUAUACCACAUUUCGUCAGAAGGAAAUCAUGUUCCAUGUUUCCACAAAACUCCCAUUUACGGAAGGAGACGUUCAGCAGCUUCAGAGAAAAAGACACAUUGGCAAUGACAUCGUCGCGGCCAUCUUCCAGGAAGACCCCACGCCAUUCGUGCCCGACAUGAUCGCCUCCAACUUCCUUCAUGCCUAUGUGUUAAUACAGGCAGAGAACCCCUGCACCGAUCAUACCACAUACAGGGUGUCUGUCACAGCACGAGAGGAUGUGCCUCCCUUUGGCCCGCCUCUACCGAACCCUCCAGUCUUCAAGAAGGGUCCCGAGUUCCGGGAAUUUCUGCUGACUAAAUUGAUUAACGCAGAAAACGCGUGCUGCAAGUCAGACAAGUUUGCCAAGCUGGAGGAGAGGACACGGGCAGCACUGUUAGAUAACCUUCACGAUGAACUUCACAGACAGACACAAGCCACAGUGGGACUCGGCUCAGCUGCAGAUGAAGAAAAACUGGAAAACGGAGGUCACGGAGGCCUUCUUGAAUCCUUUAAGAGGGCCAUGCGUGUGAGGAGUCACUCUAUGGAGACGAUGGUGUCUCACAAGCACAAGGGUCCAGGGGCCAUGGCAGGGGUCCCGUCUAGCGUCAGUGGUGGGGGACUGCAGCAGAACAACAUGGAGUGCACAAAGAGCACAUUUACUCCUCCAGUGAUGUCUGCUAAGUCUCCCUUAAAGAGUCCAGUAAAACGACGGUCGGGUCUGUUCCCCAGACUGCACUCCAGUACAGAAAGUCCAACUGAGAAACACCCAACUCGGAGCGACCAAAAAACAGAAGUGUUCCCUCACUCACAAGAAGUGAGAUCAGAGACAUCGUCCAAUCCCAGUUCCCCUGAGAUCUGCCCAAACAAAGAGAGGCCGUUUGUGAAGCUGAAGGAGUGCAGAGCUAACAUCUCCAGGUCGUCCUCCAGCACCAGCAGCUUUAGCAGCAACGCAGGAGAUGGAGACGUUCUGGAGGAGAUGGACACGAGCAGUCACCCGUCCACAGCGUCAUCCGUCUACAGUCCAUCUCUAAGUGUGGAAAGCCAAAACUCUGGAACCCCACUGAUCAUGUGUCGCAGUCCCACCACAGAUGGAAAGAGCAAAACUUCACCGCGGUCGAACUUGAAAUUCCGCUUUGACAAACUAAGCCACUCCACAGGUCAUUAGGUCAGACAAAAGCCACUACAAGAAAAAGAGACUUUGAAUGCCAUUUAAGUGAUUCGAGAAAACGGGACCAUUAACCGAACACUAUGUUGAGAGCUGACUACAGGAGCAUUAUACAAACUUUAAUGAUGUAGGAAACACUUCUGUGGUUAAAUGCAACAGAUGUCUCUGCUUUUCGAAACAAUUUAAAUGUAGUAACUAGUGCUCAAACAAGUGUUCACUUUCCUUUCCUAUAGCUGCAAUUGCUUUCUAGAUGCUAAAUAUGAAUACAGCCACUUGAAAUACUUGAACAGCACAGUCAUUACGUUACAAGACAAAACUGCAUUAUAUCGCCCGAACACUGUACAGCCAUUGUUGAGUCUAUUGAAGUUACAGAAUUACGGGUCAUUUUGGAGUCUUGUAACACAAUGCCCUUCAGUGUAAAGCCUUACUACAGAAAACUAUGCUCUAUUGACACCGACAUGUUUUAGUUGGUUAUUUUAUUUAUAAAUUAUGUGAGAUUUAAAUUGUACAUUUCCUGUGCCAUUUCCUUUGGGGUGACCAAAGAAAAAGAUUACCAGGGUUUAUUUGUAGUAUAAAAA